AUGGCAACAGGAAAUGAAUCAAAUUUAUGUUUAAUAUGCAAUAAAUCUUCAGCUAAAUACUUCUGCGUUGGAUGUAAAAAAUAUUUUUGUCCGAAGCAUGUCAAAGAACAUGAACAGCAACUGUCAGUGACAUUUGAUAAUGAAAUAGUUAGAUCACACGAUGAACUUCUUGAUCAAAUACAAAAAUUAGAAAAAUCAAAUUAUUUAUCAUUGGAUCUUUUUGCUCAAAUUGAAGAAUGGAAAAAAAUAACAAUUAACAAAAUAGAAAAAGCAGCAGAAAGAGCUCAUCAUGAACUUAUCGAGCUAAUUGAAAAACAAAGAAUAAAAAUAACAAAACAACUUGAACCAAUCACAAAGGAAAUUUGUUGUCGACGAGAAGAACAAAACUUUCUUGAAAAUGAUAUUGAUCGACUUAAAGAAAAACUCAAUGAAAUCCAGGAAAGAAUUCAACAAUUUAUUCUAAAAGAUACAAAUAAAAACAUCCUUGUUGAUAAUGAUCAAAUUGAUUGGAAUCGACUAAUCUACAUCCAAGGUGAACAACAAAACUGUGAGUAUAUUAAACUAAAGAUAUAG
This is a messenger RNA of Rotaria sp. Silwood2, 573 nucleotides long. Lineage: Eukaryota; Metazoa; Rotifera; Eurotatoria; Philodinida; Philodinidae. The record is from the annotation of a GenBank genome assembly.